Messenger RNA from Vigna angularis (adzuki bean), 1918 nucleotides. Its product is annotated as protein disulfide-isomerase 5-4. Gene Ontology annotation, cellular component: endoplasmic reticulum; COPII-coated ER to Golgi transport vesicle. The record is from RefSeq and is a predicted model, not a curated record. Bases 163 to 1608 code for a protein of 481 amino acids. Lineage: Eukaryota; Viridiplantae; Streptophyta; Magnoliopsida; Fabales; Fabaceae. The transcript is spliced from 15 exons.
ACUUUUUUUCGUCACCCUGAGGAGGAGAGAGUGGGGGACGAAGAAGCUACAGCAGAAAGGGAAGCUCCUUCGAUCUGCAAUCUAUAGCUAUUGCGCUUUCUGUUUCAGAGACUUUUGUUUCUCUCUCGUUCUCUCUCACUGUGAUUCCACCAUUUCGCCAUCAUGAUUUCUGCAACUAAGCUCAAAUCCGUUGAUUUUUACAGAAAAAUCCCGAGAGAUUUGACUGAGGCAUCGUUAUCGGGAGCGGGACUAUCCAUAUUGGCAGCUCUCUUCAUGAUGUUUUUGUUUGGAAUGGAACUAAGUAAUUAUUUGACUGUUAGCACCUCCACAUCUGUGAUUGUUGACAAGAGUUCUGAUCAUGACUAUUUACGUAUCGAUUUCAAUAUCAGUUUUCCUGCACUCUCUUGUGAGUUUGCAUCAGUUGAUGUGAGUGAUGUGCUGGGAACAAACAGGCUCAAUAUAACAAAAACAGUUCGGAAGUUUUCUAUUGAUUCAAAUUUAAGACCCACUGGAUCUGAGUUUCAUUCAGGUACAUUUGCAAAUGCUGUAAAGCAUGAUGAUGAAGUAGAAGGAGAAUCUGUUGAAGGUUCAUUAGCACUUACAACACAUAAUUUUGAUAAUUAUGUUCAUCAGUUCCCAAUUACAGUUGUAAAUUUUUAUGCACCUUGGUGUUCCUGGUGUCAGCGUUUGAAACCUGCAUGGGAGAAAACAGCUAAACUUAUGAAAGAGAGGUAUGACCCAGAAAUCGAUGGGCGCAUUAUUUUGGCAAAGGUGGAUUGCACUCUAGAGGCAGAUUUAUGCAGGAGGAAUCAUAUUCAAGGAUAUCCAUCCAUUCGAAUCUUCCGUAGAGGAAGUGAUGUCAGAAGUGAACAUGGGCAUCACGAACACGAGUCCUAUUAUGGCGAUCGUGAUACAGAAAGCCUUGUCCAGUUUAUGGAGAGUUUAGUUGCAUCUCUCCCAACAGCAUCUCAAAAGCCAGCAGCUCUGGAAGAUAAGUCUAAUGCUGCAGAAAAUGCAAAAAGGCCAGCACCAUCAGCGGGUGGAUGUAGAAUUGAGGGAUAUGUGCGAGUGAAAAAGGUUCCAGGAAAUUUGAUCAUCUCAGCUAGAUCUGAUUCCCAUUCUUUUGAUGCUUCUCAAAUGAACAUGUCACAUGUCAUAAACAACUUGUUUUUUGGAAAGAAAGUGACGCCUAGGGCCAUGAGUGAUGUGAAGCUCUUGAUACCAUACAUAGGUAGCAGCCAUGAUAGGCUCAGUGGCCGGUCAUUCUCUAAUACUCGUGAUUUCGGAGCAAAUGUUACUAUAGAGCAUUAUAUUCAGAUAGUUAAAACAGAGGUUGUGAAUAGAAAAGGUCACAGAUUAAUCGAGGAGUACGAGUACACAGCGCACAGCAGUGUGGCUCACAGUGUUGACAUUCCUGUUGCGAAGUUUCAUCUUGAGCUCUCCCCAAUGCAGGUCUUAAUAACAGAAAACCAGAGGUCUUUUUCACAUUUUAUUACUAAUGUCUGUGCCAUUAUUGGAGGUGUUUUCACGGUAGCUGGAAUUUUGGACUCGAUUCUGCACAACACUAUCAGAAUGAUGAAAAAAGUUGAGCUUGGGAAAAAUUUUUGAUAGAUAGGUGAUCAUUGUAUAGUGUUGGGCCUCUGAUUUUUUUUUAUGUUCACUUUCACUUAGCAGUAUUAUAGGUAACUAGCUAUGCUAUAUGUUCUUACAAAUAUAAUUUUCUUGCUACUUCAGUAAAAUGAUCAUUACAGGGAUAAGAAUUCCGAGGUACGCAAUGCCUCCAACAUUUUCCUUCAUCGAAUUCUUGUUUCUUUUAUGGCUGAGGAAAGAAUAUCUAUUAAUUUAUUAAAGAGUAGAGGGGGAAAUUGGUAUGGAGUACCAUAAUGACGAAGAAAUGUGGAUGCAAAUUUAUUGAAGU